Auxenochlorella protothecoides is the source of this 1629-nucleotide messenger RNA. RefSeq names its product H(+)/hexose cotransporter 2. Gene Ontology annotation, biological process: monosaccharide transmembrane transport. Gene Ontology annotation, molecular function: monosaccharide transmembrane transporter activity. Gene Ontology annotation, cellular component: membrane. The record is from RefSeq and is a predicted model, not a curated record. Lineage: Eukaryota; Viridiplantae; Chlorophyta; Trebouxiophyceae; Chlorellales; Chlorellaceae. The coding region runs from base 1 to 1629 and encodes 542 amino acids. The transcript is spliced from 5 exons.
AUGGUGGCCGUGGGUGCGGAGCACCUCCACGCUGAGGCGUAUGGAGGCCGCCUCACCGGCUACGUCAUCUUUGUUGCAAUCCUGUCGGCAUGUGGAGGCCUGCUGUUCGGCUACGAUAUCGGUGUCACCGGUGGUGUGACCGCCAUGGCCGGCUUCCAGCAGAAGUUCUUCCCCGACGUGUAUGAGCGUACCGUUCUGGGCAUUUCCGACACAAGCCCCUACUGCAAGUACGACAACCAGGUGCUGCAGACCUUCACCUCCACCAUGUUCCUGGCUGGCAUGUUCUCCUCCUUCUUUGCGGGCACCAUGUGCCGCAAGCUGGGGCGCAAGGCCACCAUGUUCACCUCCGCCUGCCUGUUCAUCCUGGGCGCGGGCCUGCAGGCCGGCGCCCAGAACCUGGCCAUGCUCUUUGUGGGCCGCGCCUUCCUGGGAUUCGGCAUCGGCUUCGCCAACACCGUGGUCCCCCUGUACCUCUCCGAGGUCGCGCCCUUCAACUUCCGUGGCGGCCUGAACAUGCUGUUCCAGCUUUUCACCACCAUCGGCAUCCUCAUCGCCGGCCUGGUCAAUUAUGGGGUCCAGGACUGGUGGGCAGGCUGGCGCCUGUCCCUGGGCCUGGCCGCCGCGUUUGCCCUCGGCCUCCUGGUCGGCUCCAUCGUGCUGCCUGAGUCCCCCAACUCGCUCAUCGAGCGUGGGCAGGUGGAGAAGGGGCGUGCCGUGCUGGAGCGCCUGCGUGGCACCAAGGACGUGGAGGCGGAGAUGGAGGACAUCCUGGAGGCCACGGAGCUGGCCAGCCUCGUCUCCCUGCGCCAGUCCUACACCAUGCUGCUGACCAAGGCCUACCGGCCCCAGCUCAUCCUGUCCUGCCUGAUCCCCUUCUUCCAGCAGUUCACCGGUAUCAACGCCAUCAUGUUCUACGUCCCCGUCAUCUUCAACUCCCUGGGGAGUGGGCGCCGCGCGUCGCUGCUGAACACCAUCAUCAUCAACGCCGUCAACUUUGUGGCCACUUUCCUCUCCAUCCUGACCGUGGACCGCCUGGGUCGCCGCUUCUGGUUCCUGGAGGGCGGUGUGCAGAUGUUCCUGGCCCAGAUCGUGACCGGUGUCGUGCUGGCCGUGCAGUUUGGCAAGUACGAGGACGGCGACCUGCCCACCGCCACCGCCAUCGGCGUGCUCAUCGUGGUCUGCGUCUUUGUCUCCGCCUUUGCCUGGUCCUGGGGCCCACUGGGCUGGCUGGUGCCUUCGGAGAUCCACAACCUGGAGACGCGCGCGGCGGGGAUGUCGGUGGCCGUCACCACCAACUUCCUCUUCUCCUUUGUCAUCGGCCAGGCCUUCCUCUCCAUGCUCUGCGCCAUGAAGUGGGGCGUGUUCAUCUUCUUUGCCUCCUUCGUGGCCAUCAUGACCGUCUUCAUCUUCUUCAUGAUGCCCGAGACCAAGGGCAUCCCCGUGGAGCGCGUGCCCAUCACCUUUGCGCGGCACAUGGCCUGGCGCCCCAUCAUGAGCGCUGAGGUGGCGCAGCAGAUCAUCGACCGCGACGCGACGCGCACCGCCUCACGCGCCGCCACCAAGGCUGCUCGCGACGCAGACGCAGGGGAGAAGGCCAAGGAGGGGCCCAUUGGCGGUACCGCCAUCUGA